Molecule: messenger RNA, 1399 nt
Organism: Mus pahari (shrew mouse)
Lineage: Eukaryota; Metazoa; Chordata; Mammalia; Rodentia; Muridae
Gene: Glod4
Product: glyoxalase domain containing 4
Exons: 9
Coding region: 45-941 (298 amino acids)
Source: RefSeq, a predicted model, not a curated record
GGGGUGUCCCUCAGCCUGGGACUCGGUUUUCGUGUUGGGGAGUCAUGGCCACUCGUCGAGCUCUGCACUUCGUUUUCAAAGUGGGGAACCGCUUCCAGACGGUGCAUUUCUUUCGAGAUGUCCUGGGGAUGCAGGUUCUCCGUCAUGAGGAAUUUGAAGAAGGCUGCAAAGCUGCAUGUAAUGGGCCUUAUGAUGGGAAGUGGAGUAAAACAAUGGUGGGAUUUGGGCCUGAAGAUGACCAUUUUGUUGCAGAAUUGACAUACAAUUAUGGCAUCGGAGACUACAAGCUUGGCAAUGACUUCAUGGGAAUCACCCUUGCUUCCAGCCAGGCUGUCAGCAAUGCCAAGAAGCUGGAGUGGCCACUGAGUAAAGUUGCAGAAGGGGUUUUUGAAACUGAAGCCCCAGGAGGAUAUAAGUUCUACUUACAGGAUAGAAGUCCAUCUCAGUCAGAUCCUGUAUUAAAGGUGACUCUAGCAGUGUCUGAUCUCAAGAAGUCCUUGAACUACUGGUCUAAUCUCCUGGGAAUGAAAAUUUAUGAGCAAGAUGAGGAAAAGCAACGGGUUUUGCUGGGCUACGCUGAUAACCAGUGUAAACUGGAGCUACAGUGCAUCCAGGGUGCAGUUGAUCAUGCAGCAGCCUUUGGAAGAAUUGCCUUUUCUUGUCCUCAGAAAGAGUUGCCAGACUUAGAAGACUUGAUGAAAAGGGAGAGCCACUCGAUCCUGACUCCGUUGGUGAGUCUGGACACCCCAGGGAAAGCGACAGUGCAGGUGGUCAUCCUGGCUGACCCUGAUGGACAUGAAAUUUGCUUUGUUGGGGAUGAAGCUUUUCGAGAGCUCUCUAAGAUGGAUCCAAAAGGAAGCAAAUUAUUGGAUGAUGCAAUGGAAGCGGACAAAAGUGACGAGUGGUUUGCUACAAGAAAUAAACCAAAGGCUUCGGGUUAGUGAAAGACACAUGAAGAACACAACUCCAGUCCAGUCUGUUAUCAGUCUGGCACUUAUCUGUUUUGAGAAAUGCUCCCACCACUUGGCUGUGUCCUGCAUAGGAGGUCUGUGUGGUAGUUUCACUCUUCAAAGCUCUGUUUUUAGAAAUGAAAUAUUUUUAUCACUCUUGGUAGAGGCAAAUUCCUACUGUGUGUAAUUGUAUUAAAUUUGAUAACAAAUUUAUAGUCCAGACUGAGACAACUAUAUGGAACAUUACUCUUGGUUGGGGCUGGAGGAAAAUCUGAUUACCUGUUAAUCAUGUAGAUAAUAUUGAAACAAAUGUCAGAAUGAAGCCAAACCAGCUAGGCAUGGGGACGCAUGUCUUUAAUCCCAGCACUUGGGAUGCAGAGACAGGAGGGUGUCUGAGUUGGAGGCCAGCCCGGACUAUAGAGACCUUUACUCAAGUAAAACACAACAAA